Molecule: messenger RNA, 189 nt
Organism: Gaeumannomyces tritici R3-111a-1
Lineage: Eukaryota; Fungi; Ascomycota; Sordariomycetes; Magnaporthales; Magnaporthaceae
Exons: 2
Coding region: 1-189 (62 amino acids)
Source: RefSeq, a predicted model, not a curated record
AUGGGCGCCGUCCUAUCCAGCAUCGGCUCGUGCCUGACGGGCAUCGUUAACGCCAUUGGCUCCAUGAUCCACGCCAUCGUCGGCGGCAUCGUGCGCAUCUUUGACGUCCUGAUCAGCUGCAUCACCUGCGGCUACGCCCGACGUGGAGGUUCCCGGCGCCGCACGACGCACAGAACAACACGCGUAUAA